Messenger RNA from Brachypodium distachyon (stiff brome), 1603 nucleotides. Its product is annotated as translation initiation factor IF-2. The transcript has 4 exons. Gene Ontology annotation, cellular component: nucleus. Gene Ontology annotation, molecular function: DNA-binding transcription factor activity; sequence-specific DNA binding. Gene Ontology annotation, biological process: regulation of DNA-templated transcription. NCBI's taxonomy places the organism in Eukaryota, Viridiplantae, Streptophyta, Magnoliopsida, Poales, Poaceae. The record is from RefSeq and is a predicted model, not a curated record. The coding region runs from base 98 to 1213 and encodes 371 amino acids.
UCCCCUUUCUUUGCCAUUCAUUAGCAGGAGGAGCAGUAGUACAAGUAGGGGACCCAUCCCAGAGCCCCCAGCCGCGGCAGAUGCCAAGAUCGCCCCCAUGGCUGGCAGCAGUCAGCGGCAAUGCCGGCGAGGCGUCUCGGCGGGCGGCGGGGACGAGGACGUGGAGCUCGACGCGGCCAUGGCUCUGGCCGACAUGGCCGGCGCCGUCGCGGGAGCGCCGCCGCAGCCGCAGGCUGAGAGAUCAGGUGCCCAUGGUGAGUCUGAAGAGGAGGAGGCGAGCACGAGGCUGAGCCUGGAGCUGGGCAGGGUCGGCAUCCAGGGCGCCGCCGCAGCCUCGUCGCCCUGCUCCAGCAGCUCCAGCGCCGGCGGUUGCCCCACGCAUCAGCAAGCACUCCCGGCGGUGGCCGCGCCUGGCGCCGGCUACGGCGCCAGGCCCCGGCAUAGCACGCUGACGGAGGCGGAGAAGGAGGCGAAGCGGCUCCGGCGCGUGCUCGCCAACCGGGAGUCCGCGCGCCAGACCAUCCUCCGCCGCCAGGCGAUCCGGGACGAGCUGGCCAGGAAAGUCGCCGACCUGUCGUCGCAGAAUGAGAGCAUGAAGAAGGAGAAGGAGACGGUGAUGCAGGAGUACCUGACGCUGCAGGAGACCAACAAGCAGCUGAAAGAACAGGUUGUCGCCAAGACGGCGGACAGGUCGCCAUCUCCGGUGCCGAUAGCCAUGCCCACGGGCACGGCAGAAGCACCGGCGCAGCGAGCAGAAGCCUCCCAACAAGCGGCGGCGCCACCGCCGCCGCCGCAGCCGGGCUUCCUGUACGCCACAGCAGGACCGUCCUCGGCGCCAGUUCCCGUGCCGUACGUCUGGGGCACCUGGCCGCCGGGGUACGAACCACCGGCCGCCGGCGCGCCGCCGCCGCCACUCUGCCUCCCGCCCAUGGGCGCGUGGUACUACCCCGCGCCGCCGUCCUACGCCGCGCAGCAGUCGUUCGCCGGCGCCGGCGGGAGCCCGGUUGGAUCUGGCGGCGGCGGGACGGCCGGAGAGGAGGAAGACGACACCGACGACGGCGCCGACCCGUGCUCGCUCACGCUGGGGCUGGAAGUGGGCGGCAAUGGCGGCGGCGGCGGGCGCGCGGACAAGGCGGCGACGGCGGCGGAGGCGAGGAAGAGGAGGAAGGAGCUCACCAGGAUGAAGCACGCGCGGCCCGGCGGAGACGAGUAGCUCGGGCUCUGCUCUUCUCUGGCGCCAUUGACGAGUCACGGACAGCUCCACUAUAUUGUUUUCGCGGAGGCGGACGCGGCGCAGCUGAAGCUUAAGCUGAGCUGAUAGCCUGAUGGCUGCUGCCUGCUUCUGAUCGAUCGUUUCAUCUGGUUGUUCACGGUUUUAGCAAAGUUAUUAGGAAGUUAUUAUCGGUCUUUUGUUCUUGAAAUGCUCCUCUUCUGUUUACGAAUUAUUUUGGCAAUCUUCUGUAUACAAAAAAGAAAUGGUAGCAGGCUUGAAAUGUAGCACCCGAUCGAGUCGUGUAACAAUUCAUUUAUGUAGAAUUUCCUUCUAAUCUAAGAUCAGUGUAAUACUUGUCUCAUUGUAUUGGCAACUGAGCUCUACCCGUAU